Molecule: messenger RNA, 2270 nt
Organism: Cherax quadricarinatus
Lineage: Eukaryota; Metazoa; Arthropoda; Malacostraca; Decapoda; Parastacidae
Source: RefSeq, a predicted model, not a curated record
GGAGGGUGAGACACUGUGAGUAUGUGUUGAUAACAUUACUCUCUCUGUCCUGGGUGUGUGAAGGUGUAAGAACCCGGACUCUCUUUCUCUCUCUCUCCUCUCACGACAUGUCGAAGAAGGAGCUUCCUGUGAUCGACCUGCGCCUGGCCAAGGGUUCGACCCGAGGGUCCCUGGUUCGACAGCUUCGGGAGGCCCUUACAACCGUCGGCUUCAUCUACCUCACUGGUGUCGACGGCUACGACGAGAAUGAGCUACUUCGACUCACUCGCUGGUUCUUCAGUUUACCCUUGGAGGACAGGAUGAAGAUCUCAAGGAAGUGUUUCAACCCCGAGUGCAAGAAUGAGUACCGAGGUUACUUUCCAGUUAUCCCUGGGGAAGUGUCUCACAAAGAGGGGUUUGAGAUUGGUCCGAAGAUGGACACGGAGCCGAUGAACCCGGAGUCGCUAAAGACCAAGAUGGACACGGAGCCGAUGAACCCGGAUGGGGAAAUCACUUUGACUAACUUUUUUCAGACAUGGAUGGAGAACUAUCAUCAGAAGAUGACGGAGGCGGCGCUGGAGUUGUUAAGGCUCAUUGCUGAAGGUUUUGACGCGCCCAGUGACUUCUUCACGUCACUGUUCGUGCCCCGUCACCUCUCUACCCUCCGCCUCAUCCACUACCCAGCCAGGACUGAUGCCCCAGAGUGGGCCCGUGAUGGUGAAUACGUGAUUCAAACAGCCGAGCAUCAAGAUUCUGUCAUGCUGACACUACUAGCCACGUUCCAGCAGUACCCUGGUCUUCAAGUUCGCUGGAUGGACGACACCCUGCUGGAUGUACCUCACCGCAGGGGUCACCUGGUGGUCAAUAUAGGUGUCCUGUUGUCCACUAUGAGCGGUGGCAACCUGAAAGCCACGAGACACAGAGUUGUUGAGUGCGGCGGUGAUCGGUUCUCAGUGCCGUUCUUCUUGGAGCCGAAAUUCGAUGGUAACAUCAACCAGGUGCUGCCCAGCGGGACUCCACAACUGACUGAAGACCCAGACCAGAGGGUCUUCUACGGUCCUUGGCUCUGGGAGAAGACCACGAAAUAUGCAGAGUACAAGGGCUUAAUCGAAAGACUUAAAAGCGUCGGUCUAAACUGACGGACGUUUCCGAAAGCGACGUCUUGCUCUGUGUAGAGCUUUAUCAACAUGAUAGAGCUCCACUUAAAGCUUUUAUAUUAGUGGGCAUGAUUCUGUAUUCACUAUUAUGUUGAUUGACGCAAGUUAUUUUUCUUACAUUUGGCAAGCUUUAAGCUUGUAGGGGGAUCUUAUAGCACCUGGGAGGCUAUCAAGCUUUAAGCUUGUAGGGGGAUCUUAUAGCACCUGGGAGGCUAUCAAGCGUUUAAGCUUGUAGGGGGAUCUUAUAGCACCUGGGAGGCUAUCAAGCGUUAAGCUUGUAGGGGGAUCUUAUAGCACCUGGGAGGCUAUCAAGCGUUAAGCUUGUAGGGGGAUCUUAUAGCACCUGGGAGGCUAUCAAGCGUUAAGCUUGUAGGGGGAUCUUAUAGCACCUGGGAGGCUACAAGCUUUAAGCUUGUAGGGGGAUCUUAUAGCACCUGGGAGGCUAUCAAGCGUUAAGCUUGUAGGGGGAUCUUAUAGCACCUGGGAGGCUAUCAAGCGUUAAGCUUGUAGGGGGAUCUUAUAGCACCUGGGAGGCUAUCAAGCGUUAAGCUUGUAGGGGGAUCUUAUAGCACCUGGGAGGCUAUCAAGCGUUAAGCUUGUAGGGGGAUCUUAUAGCACCUGGGAGGCUAUCAAGCGUUAAGCUUGUAGGGGUAUCUUAUAGCACCUGGGAGGCUAUCAAGCGUUAAGCUUGUAGGGGGAUCUUAUAGCACCUGGGAGGCUAUCAAGCGUUAAGCUUGUAGGGGGAUCUUAUAGCACCUGGGAGGCUAUCAAGCUUUAAGCUUGUAGGGGGAUCUUAUAGCACCUGGGAGGCUAUCAAGCGUUAAGCUUGUAGGGGGAUCUUAUAGCACCUGGGAGGCUAUCAAGCGUUAAGCUUGUAGGGGGAUCUUAUAGCACCUGGGAGGCUAUCAAGCGUUAAGCUUGUAGGGGGAUCUUAUAGCACCUGGGAGGCUAUCAGUUUUGAUCCGUUCAUAAACGGACCUGCCUGAAUUUCCGACUCUAUUUCAGCAACAUUGCAAGCUCCUGACGAUGUUGAUUGCAACACGAAAGGCCUAGAACUAUCAUUCAACUCCCCCUGUGGUUGCUUUGUAUAUGUAUAUUCGCAGAUUAAAGGCAAUAAAACAUAUCUUUCAUAAA